Messenger RNA from Procambarus clarkii (red swamp crayfish), 1286 nucleotides. RefSeq names its product ecdysone-induced protein 74EF. The record is from RefSeq and is a predicted model, not a curated record. Lineage: Eukaryota; Metazoa; Arthropoda; Malacostraca; Decapoda; Cambaridae.
CUUCUCUUUCUCUCUCUCUAUCUCUCUCUCUCUCUCCUUCCCCUCUCUCUCUCUCUCUCCCUUUCCACCACACGCACCGCACACUCGCUCUCUUCACCGGCCGAAGAGUGAGGGCGUGCGGGCCGAGUGUAUGCAUGCUGGCAAUACAGUAUCGACCUCGCUCACAUUUUCCAGACUAACUGGGUGUACGGAGGUGGUUGUGGAGGCCUGAGAGGCCACUCCGCCGGCGCCGGACGGAGGGACACCACCCACCAACAUGCCCUUUAUCGACGACGAUCUCCUCUGGUGCCCCGACAAUGAUGGCAAAAUGGUCGACCUCUCUUGUUUGGACCCGGGAGGAGGAAGUACAACAGGCAACAGCGCCACUCCAGGAGGAAACAUGAACGACCAGAUGACGCCCAUGGGGAUGGGGGUCAUCGGAGGCCUGGCGUCGUCCAACCCUGCGUCAGCACCCGAGUGUGGUGACCUGGCUGAGCUCUCGCAGGCUGAUCUCAAGGGCCUGGUCGGCGAGAUCACAGAAGAAGAUGAGAUCUUCACAAGCAUAUCGGACCCAAAUUUUGAGCUCGAUAAUAUAUUUGCAGAGGUUGACGAGUCAUUUUUGUCUGGUAACCCCAUGGGAGGCGAGAGGAUGAGAUGCCGGGAAGUUCGGUUCGGUAGAGAUGACUUCAUCCCCGCCACCCCCACAGACUCCGCCAAGACUCCCUCUGAUCUUCACCUCAUACAAAUAAAGCAGGAACUGGAGACUAUGGGAAGUAGUGAUGAGGAGCCAAUGUCCACGAGUGCCAUGGAGACUGUGUCUAGCACCAGCACCCUCACCACGCUCCUACGGUCGUCUCCUCACUCUAAUCUCAACCACAACCACAACCAUCUCAUCACUCAGCUCAUGAACAGUGCCCCCAUCUCUUCCAUCAGUAACAAUCUACAACACAACAAUGGCAGCCAAACAUUUGCCAGCUUGCUCAAUGACUCCGAGGCCAAUGGUGGCGGAUGUUCCAGUACGCCGCUUCUUCAGAAUGCCUUGCAAAAUAAUAUAUCAAAUGGAUUAAUAGACAGUCGACACAUAAAGAGAGAAAACUCUGUCGCGGCUGCAAAUCCAUUGUUAGCUGAAGUGUGGCCGAUCUCUCAUUGGGCUUUUUGGGAGGACUUGGGACUAUUAUCAUCAUCAUAUGAUCGGUCAAUGGCAAGUCCCGUGUCAACUCCGUCUUCAACGCCUACACUCCCGGGCCUGCUAGGUCAUGUGAAAAUCAAGAAGGAAGUUCUAGAUCACCCUCAUGACUCCUGUAAAG